Messenger RNA from Tachysurus vachellii, 3654 nucleotides. RefSeq names its product amyloid beta (A4) precursor-like protein 2 (gene aplp2). Bases 195 to 2465 code for a protein of 756 amino acids. The record is from RefSeq and is a predicted model, not a curated record. The transcript has 17 exons. Gene Ontology annotation, cellular component: membrane. Gene Ontology annotation, biological process: axonogenesis; central nervous system development. Lineage: Eukaryota; Metazoa; Chordata; Actinopteri; Siluriformes; Bagridae. Gene Ontology annotation, molecular function: transition metal ion binding; heparin binding; serine-type endopeptidase inhibitor activity.
GCAGUACAUUCCGUGAUUAGACAAACGCACACGCAGUGGCUGCUUUAGCUACAUGCGCCGUUCGUGUGGAAAGAAAAGAACACUUUCCCGAGAGGAUCGACGAUUUAACAAGGGAGCAGUUGAACAACUGCUGCGGUGUAAAGGCUGGUGACAGAAUCCUUUAAGCAGAGGUGAAGCCGGACGCUGUUUGGGAGAUGGAUCCAAUCCCGGCGGUGUCUAUUUUGAUUUUGGGAAUCGUUGUCCCUGGUCUGGCUGGAUAUAUGGAGGCGUUGGCAGCUAAUCAAGGGACUGGCUUUGCAGUGGCAGAGCCUCAGGUGGCCAUGUAUUGUGGGAAACUCAACAUGCAUGUCAACAUCCAGACAGGCCAAUGGGAGCCAGACCCUUCUGGAAGAAAGAGCUGCAUUAGAAAGAAGGAGGGUGUGCUGGAAUACUGCCAAGAGAUGUACCCUAAACUGGAAAUCACAAAUGUUCUGGAAGCCAACCAACCAGUCAAAAUUGAGAACUGGUGCAAGAAAGGAACGAAAACAUGCAAGCCUCAAGCCCACACUGUGGUCCCAUACAAAUGCUUGGUUGGAGAUUUUGUCAGCGAUGUGCUACUUGUCCCAGCAAAGUGUCAUUUCUUCCAUAAGGAGCGCAUGGACAAGUGUCUCAGUCAUCAGCAGUGGCAAGAAGAAGCAAAGGAGGCUUGCUUAAAGGCGAACAUGGUGCUGCACAGCUACGGCAUGCUGCUACCCUGUGGUGUCGAUAAAUUCCAUGGCACUGAACAUGUUUGUUGCCUGUCUGCUCCUGCUCAGGAGCCAACUCCAACUGUCAUCGUGUCUCAGGACGAUGAUGCCGAUGAUUAUGGCAAUGAAGUUCAGGUUGAGGAUGUGGUAGUAGAGGAGGGUGAGCCAGAAAUGGAUGAACAGCCAACCCAGAAGGAAGCUGAGUUGUUUGAUUAUGAGGGAGAAGAUGACAAUGACCAGUACCACUAUGUGUAUGAAGAUGAAGAUGAAGACAAAGAGAGUGAAGAGAAAGAAAGGAAGAAGGAGAAGGCCACUAUUGAGAGCCAGGACAAUGACAUGUCUCUCCAGGAGAUUAAAGCUGUGUGCUCCCUGGAGGCAGAAACUGGACCAUGCCGUGCCUCCAUGCCCCGCUGGCGAUUUGAUAUUCACCUUGGGAAGUGCGUGCGCUUCAUCUAUGGAGGCUGUGCUGGGAAUCGCAACAACUUUGAGUCUGAGGAGGACUGUAUGGCUGUGUGCAAAAGCCUGACUCUGCCCUCCACUCCACAGCCUAUGGAUGAUGUGGAUGUGUACUUUGAAACUCCAGCCGAUGAUCAGGAGCACAGCCGCUUCCAGAAGGCCAAGGAGCAGCUUGAGAUUAGACACCGCAACCGCAUGGAGAGGGUGAGGAAGGAAUGGGAAGAAGCUGAACAUCAGGCCAAGAAUCUGCCAAAGGUAGAUAGACAGACCUUGAUCCAGCAUUUCCAGGCUAUGGUGGAGUCCCUAGAAGAAGAGGCAGCCAGCGAGAAGCAGCAGCUGGUGGAAACUCACUUGGCUCGGGUUGAGGCCAUGCUAAAUGACCGGCGUCGUUUUGCUCUAGAGAACUACCUUGCUGCUCUGCAAGCUGAUCCACCCAGGCCAUACCGUGUACUCCAGGCUCUUAGGAGGUAUGUUCGUGCAGAGAAUAAGGACCGACAGCACACGAUUCGUCACUAUCAGCACGUGCUUUCCGUUGACCCUGAGAAGGCAACCCAGAUGAAGUCCCAGGUGGUGACCCACCUGCGUGUGAUUGAGGAGAGGAUGAAUCAGAGUCUGUCUCUGCUCUAUAAGGUGCCCUAUGUUGCAGACGAGAUCCAGGAUGAGAUUGAUGAUCUUCAGGAGCAGAAGGCAGAUAUAGAUCUAUUCCUUUCCGCAGAGUCACAACCUGAUGUCACCGUCUCUUCUGAGGAAAGUGUGGAGGUCCCGUCUUUCAAGGGCAAACCCUUUCGCCCUUUCCAGGUCAACACCCUGGGCUCACAGUCUGAACCUGAAGGCUCUGGAAUGAUAAAUGGUCUGGAUGGUUUGAUUGGAGCGGAGGAGAGAGUUAUCAACAGCAACAACAAGAUUGGUGACAAUGAGGUGAUUGAUGAUUCAUUGGGUGUUAAGGAAGUGGUUUACAGUACUAAGAAAGUCAGCAUUUUGAAUGUUGAACCUCUGUUUAGUCACAAAGGGAACCAUGAGAUAUUUCGCCCCCUAGAAGAUUUUAACUUUCAGAUUGGUACUCUGGUUUACUUUCUGGUGAUUACAGUUGCUAUAGCUACUGUGAUUGUGAUCGGUCUGGUCCGUCUAAGAAAGAUGCAGUAUGGCACCAUCAGCCAUGGAAUUGUGGAGGUUGAUCCUAUGUUGAGUCCUGAGGAGCGUCACCUGUGCAAGAUGCAGAACCAUGGCUAUGAAAACCCCACCUACAAAUACCUGGAGCAUGGUGAACAUACUACUGACCAAUAAUAUAAUUGUGCUCUUAGAAUCAGAAUUGCAUAUUGAAUUCAUUAAGAUUCAAAAUCAAGUUAUUUAACACUGCUACUAGUUCCAUUAUUGCAACUGCUGUAUCAUGGAGCACUGUUUAUAAUCAUAAACUGAAUCUUUUAAAUGGUAAUGUAUUGAAUUUUUAAAUCUAAUUAGGAAUCCUCUGAUAAAUCUGAUUAUGAAAACCUUUUGGUUUUUCCUUUCAGUAGCUUGCUUGUACAUGCAGGUUAUUUGUACCAACUUAAAUGUAUAGUAAUUCAAGACAAGAAAAUGAGUGAGUUUAUUUCUUUUAUUUUAUGUACUUUAUUAUUAUAACGAUAUUAAAGAUAGUAUAAAGCAGGUGUUCCAUUUCUUCAUCGUUAUUUUCUGAAUGUUGUCAUUUAAGGACAGGUUUGGUUAGUUAAAAUGUCUGUUGCUGCCGCCUGUACAACUUGUCAUAAGCCUGUUGAACGUUUGCGUGGAUUGAGUGAUGAGAGGGUCAGCAGCCCAGGCAUGCUUGCUUUGUAUCAAGGGAAAAAGAAUUGUUUCAGAACGCGUAUGUUAGUCACUACAUUUGGUCAAAAUUGUAUACAUUUAAGACUGUGGGUGUUGAUUAUAUUAAGGAAGAGUGGAUUAUGGUUAAAAGCAUACAGUAAUUUUAAUGUAAUUUAUCAUACAUGCACACGCAUGUGAUACUUCAAACAUUCUAACUGACUAUUUGAAAAAUUGACUAGUGCUCAACUCACUACAAUUAGGCACUCAAGAACAUGUAGCGAUUGCAUCCAUAAUGUUUUUUCACAAAAGAUCAGGCAGUUUUUGAAACUAGUAAGAUGCUGGUCGCUGAUUGCAAAAAAAAAAAGUGUGAUGAGACCUAGGAGCUGGAGACCUCCAUGCAACAUUUGGAUCUUUCUUAAAUCUGGUGAAAUUCUACAAAAAAGAUGUUUUAACAUUUUGCUUUUUUUAUUUAUCACUAUUUUUAAAGUUCAUAAUUGUUUGUUUCUUUCUUCUUCCUGUGGCUGUCACUAUGCACCCAAAUGGCUUUCUUGAACCCUGUAUUUGCCUGCUUGAUUGUGGGAAGGGUAAGGGGACAUUUAAUAUAAGAUGGAUAUAUUGGUGGAAAUGUAUUUGAUUCCUUUGAAAACAACUUUGUGGUUACAGGCAGGAAACAUCAAUAAAGUCAUUUCCAUAGUAA